Molecule: messenger RNA, 1456 nt
Organism: Punica granatum (pomegranate)
Lineage: Eukaryota; Viridiplantae; Streptophyta; Magnoliopsida; Myrtales; Lythraceae
Source: RefSeq, a predicted model, not a curated record
GGAAAGAGAUAAGCCGCGAAGAGCAGAGGAGACAGUUGGGUGGUGAGUAACAGAGGCCGAUGAUGUUCGCGUCCACAGCUUCUCCUACACCUCACCUCCUUCCCUCUCUCUCCUCACCGCUCGCCCCCCACCACCGCCAUCUCUCUACCCUCAGCUCCCCUUUCACUUCGGUCCCCAUUUCCCCGGCCCACGGAAGGAGAAUCCUCCCGUCGAGCGUACGGGCAACGCCGGGUCGUGUCACUCCCUUAAGGGUCUCCGCGAGCUCGCAGGCUGCAGCUGCCGAGGCUUCUGCCGUGUCUUCCGUUCCGGCUGAGAUGAAGGCGUGGGUCUACGGAGAGUACGGCGGCGUCGACGUGCUGAAGUUUGAUCCGAAGGUCCCCGUACCAGAGGUGAAGGAGGACCAGGUCCUGAUCAAAGUCGUUGCAGCCGCGCUUAAUCCAGUUGAUGCCAAGAGGCGGCAGGGCAAGUUCAAGGCGACUGACUCUCCACUCCCGACUGUUCCAGGCUACGAUGUCGCUGGAGUUGUGGUCAAGGUCGGGAGUCAAGUAAAGGAGCUGAAGGAGGGGGACGAAGUUUAUGGGGACAUCAAUGAGAAGGCCUUGGAAGGGCCCAAGCAGUUCGGCUCUUUAGCUGAGUACACCGCUGUGGAAGAGAAGCUGAUUGCUCUGAAGCCAAAGAACAUCGAUUUUGUUCAGGCUGCUGGACUUCCUCUUGCGAUUGAGACUGCUUAUGAGGGCCUCGAGAGGACAGGGUUCUCUGCUGGUAAAUCGAUUCUCAUCUUAAAUGGCUCUGGUGGAGUAGGAAGUCUGGUCAUUCAGCUCGCGAAGCAUGUCUUUGGGGCAUCAAGAGUGGCUGCAACUUCUGGCCCCCGGAAUUUGGAACUUUUGAAGAGCUUGGGUGCCGAUUUGGCUAUUGAUUACACCAAAGAGAACUUCGAAGAUCUGCCGGAGAAAUUUGAUGUCGUGUAUGAUGCGAUUGGGCAAUGCGACCGGGCAGUAAAGGCUGUGAAAGAAGGGGGAAGUGUCGUGGCCUUGACUGGGGCAGUUGUGCCCCCGGGUUUUAGAUUUGUGGUGACUUCAAACGGAGAGGUUUUGAAGAAGUUGAACCCGUACUUGGAGAGCGGCAAAGUGAAGCCCGUAGUGGACCCGAAGGGACCGUUCUCCUUUGCUCAGGUCGCGGAGGCUUUUGCUUACAUCGAGACCAACAGAGCCACCGGGAAGGUAGUUAUACAUCCCAUUCCAUGAGAACGAUCAAGGCCUGAUCUGAAGUUUUUUGAAGGAAUUGUCGACCAUUUUGUUCUAUGAGUAAUGGUGUAAGUAUUAGCUCACAGAAGGAAGAACCACCGUCACCGAUGUAAUUAAAACCUUGACUCGAUCCACCGGAAUCCAUCAGUAGAGAGUCCUGCAUUUGCCUUCUGCAGAGAACAAAGUUAAUACAGUGAUUAUUUUUUAGAAGA